Messenger RNA from Lytechinus variegatus (green sea urchin), 3202 nucleotides. RefSeq names its product radial spoke head protein 9 homolog (gene rsph9). Gene Ontology annotation, cellular component: axoneme; radial spoke. Gene Ontology annotation, biological process: cilium movement involved in cell motility; axoneme assembly; motile cilium assembly. Lineage: Eukaryota; Metazoa; Echinodermata; Echinoidea; Temnopleuroida; Toxopneustidae. The transcript is spliced from 5 exons. The record is from RefSeq and is a predicted model, not a curated record. The coding region runs from base 177 to 1010 and encodes 277 amino acids.
UCCAUGACGACAUCAAAACAAUUGAUUGAGCAUUGAGCAACAGGACGAGACGACCGUCGAUGUGUUCGCACCAUAAAACGUUUGAUUUCAGGUUUAAAAACUCUUUCUUUCAUACAUCAGAGUUCAUUUAAAGAAUAUAUACCCCUUUGAGGAUUUCUUGGAGACAAAAUAUCACGAUGGAUUCGGAAGGGCUUCAUUUAAACAUCAGUUAUGUUGGAUCCUGUGGCACUGUGCUGAGCGCAGAACAGAGCGCUGCACUGCAGACAUCGCUCGUUAUCCUCCAAAAUAACUACAAAUUUAGCCGUGUCUUCUUUUGGGGGAAAAUCAUGGGCAUAAAGGGUGACUACUUUAUUGCCCAAGGAUGUGGAAACGACGAAAUGGUCGACAGAAAAACCCUUUACAGUCUUGACUGUGUUACAUGGGGCCUUCUACCACAAGCUACUCAAGCAAUUCGGGACCAGUGUUCAGUGGUAAAAGGCCGCUUCAUUGGAGAUCCAUCACACGAGUAUGAACACAUAGAGAUCCAGAAGUUAGGAGAAGGAGAAGAUGCUACAGAGGAAGAAAAUACGAUAAUGAUCAAGGAAGAAGAUCGUCUUGCAGCAGUGAUCGCAAAGAUUGAUGAGGAGGUAGCCAUCGUUCCAAGAGGAGCCUACGCAAGGAACCCUAAUAACCUUGUUUGUAAAAAUCGAAGCUUUGAAGGACUCUCUGUCACUGAGGCGGGGAAGCUUCACAACUACUUCCACUUCCGAGAGGCAGUCCGAUUGAAUGAGAAGACUCUAUUAGAGAAAGCUGACCUUGAUAAAUCAAUAGACUUUCUAGAUGCUAUCCAUGAAGACAUUCCAAGAGGCGGUUCCUGGUCAUUGGACUUUGCACGUGGGAGUGGACUGGUGAUCAUACGCAGUCUUCUUUGGCCUGGGUUGAGUUUCUAUCAUGUGCCAAGCUCAACAAAGUUUGGUUAUAUCUACAGUGGUACAGGAGAACAGAACAAAGAUCUUCCUUUCAUGCUUUGAGUCAGAUUCUUGUCUUGAGUUGACUCUUUACAAAUCAGUAAGGAAGCCCCAAAACCAAGCAACUUUUCUGCAUGUUUUGAAUUCAACCCUUUACCGCAGGAGAGCUCUUAAUGAUACAUGUUAAGCAAUUUUAUUUCAUGUACAUGUAUUUUACAGAGUUUUUAUCUUAACAAAUAACUUAUAUUCAUGAUGUCAGAGGGAGGAUAGAAAUGACUUUAGAAAUUUGGAGUUGAAGAGUUAUGGAGAUCCAUGAAAAAUUACUUCCCUGAUGCAGCUAACAAAGCAUGUAUAUUUACCACAUGUAUACAAAUUUAUGCUGUGGUCAUUCAUUUCUAAACUUUUCAUUGUACUUUGGAAAGGGUCAAAAGAUUUUACUGUACCACACUUUAUUUGUGUGUAUUAAAACAGCAUUUUGUUUGUCCAAUUUCAAGUCAAAGAAUAAUUGUAUUUUGGUUUAUAGGGGAAUUUCAGCCAAGGUGUUAUGUCAUCUAGAAAAAAAAUUUGAUUGGUCAUGUUAAGGCCUUUUGUGUCAGAUUUUUAACAAACUCUUUAAUUGAAAAUAUGACAUCUUGACAAUUUUGUCUGUAAUAUAUUACAGCCAUUUCAUCCUUCAUUUAUUAUGUAAAUAUGUAAAUAAACUUGAUGAGAGGUACAUUUUAUUAUCAGUGUGAGAUGUUGGUCAUUCUUCUCAGCAUAUUAUUUAUUGCCUGGAUAAUAAAUAAUAUCCAUGUCCCAUGUGAAGCACAUAGCAAUGUUUUAUGGUAUGUGCUAUACAAUAACUGAGUAUUAUUAUUAUGAUUGUUAUUGUGUCUUCUACCAUUUUCAUCAAAAUGUCAUGUCAGCGUUCGUUUUGAAAUUAAAUAUUUGAUGUCUCUAAAAAAUAUAUACGGUUGAGGCCAAGAAUUUACACCCAUGGAAUUCAGAGAAAUUUGUUCACUUGCCUUCAGAAAUAUAAAUAUUACCAUGGCGAAUUUGGUAUCACAUGAAAGAGCUUAUUAGGUUCUUUCAUAUGAUUGGGAUGCCGUUGGGAUUAAAGUAUAUUUCAGGUGGAAUUAUCUUUGAAGAAAAAAGUAUUAUUCAUACCAAAUAUAUUCUAUUUUUUGUUAUAUUUUCACACUUUGUUUAUUGAAAUAUGUAAAUGUCAAAUCUGAUUUAUACAUUACAUUUUCCAUCAUGACAUGUCACCACUGAUCAAAAAAGAGUAAUCUGAAAUGUUUGUGUUGAGAAGUAAAUAGCACAAAUAUGAAAUGUUUUUGUCAAUUUUUUAUUUUUAAAUAUUUCUAAAAUAUGAAGAUUUUUUUGGGGAAAAUGACACCUAAAUAUUUUUCAGCUUCUGAUGACAAAGCAAUAUGAUGAAGGGGCAUGACAUACUCAUUUGUUUGACAUCAAAUUUGUCAUAGCACUAAUAAUUUUUAAGAUGGAGUCAAUUUUAUUAUGUUUGGCAAGUGUUCACUUUUCUUUGAAUUUCCUGGUGUACAUGGAUGUAAACUUCUGGCCUCAACUGUAUGUAUGUAUUUAUGCAUGAUUCACUUUGUUGAAAACACAUUCAUUCUUUAAUUGAUUUAUUAUACUAAAAGAAUAAAGAAUAUCUCUCACAAAAGAAAAACAACCUUAAUGGGGGGGGGGGGGGGGCAAAGGCACCUAUGAAAAGAAACAUUUUUUCAGUCUAUAUUUUCCACGAUUACUGAGGAAAUCAUAAAGGUGUAGUGGCCAUCCCCACUGUUAUAGUGCUGCCCCUGGAACCAAUUUUACAGCAAUCAUGAACAAUUAAGAAAUUGCAGUGUCUAACAUUGAUAUUACAUGACAUGUGUGCCAGCCGCAAGCUUGAAAUUUCAAGCAACAACUUUGAAGCUUUGUAACUGAUUUUAUUAAAAUUUUCAUAAAUUUUCCUCGUUUUAUUUUAAUAACCAGUUUAUCUUUAGAAUGGACAUUCCAUGUACUUGCAAACCAUUUCUGAAUUAUCUGUUUAUUGCAGGAUCAUCAAGUUCAUUUAAAUUGUCAGAAACCUUGAAUUUUUAUUCAUAAACAAUGUUUUAAGUAUUCCUCUAAAGGUAUGUGAAUGUUAUCUCAAUGUUACACAUGAAAGGUGACACAGUAAAGGCACGUAAUUGUUUUUUGAAAAGGUUGUCCAAUUAUUUAUUUGUUUGUUAAGGAUGUAUUCCUUUCUUGUAAUAAAUUACUUUAUCAAAAUA